AUGGCUCUUGGAAAAGCUGCUCUAAGAUCUGCACUUAAAAAGGAGUUACAAUUGGUGACACAGGAUGAACUCUUGCGUCAAUCUAUGAACGUACGUAGAUCGUUAGAGAAAGUACCAGCUUUUCAAAAUGCCAAAUCUGUUGCCCUAUAUAUGAACAUGCCACAUCUGGAGGUACAAACGCUUCAAAUGGUGGAGCUGAGUUUCCAGACCGGAAAGAAAGUAUACUUACCUAAAUGUAACUUCAAACCGUGCGUUGGGCGCAAAAAGAAUUAUUUGUCAAUGUUGGAAGUACAGUCAUACGAAGAGGUGUUACUGUUCAAACCACAAGGGAAGUAUCAACUCCUUGAACCUGUAGAUGGAAAAGAUGCCCUCGAACAAGGCAAUCUUGAUUUAAUUGUAGUUCCAGGUGUUGCAUUUACAAAAGAGGGGAAAAGACUUGGACAUGGAGCUGGAUUUUAUGACGAGUUUCUAAGUGUAUAUUUCGAGAAAUUUGGUAAAUUGCCGUACUUAAUAGGCGUUGGUUUAAAAGUACAGUUGGUAGAUGAACUUCCAACUGAAGCGCAUGAUUGGACGCUUGAUUGUGUAGUCGUGGAAAACGAAGUCUAUUGUAAGAGAAUAGACUCACCCCGCCAUGAUCUAGAAUAA
Messenger RNA from [Candida] anglica, 645 nucleotides. The record is from the annotation of a GenBank genome assembly. NCBI's taxonomy places the organism in Eukaryota, Fungi, Ascomycota, Pichiomycetes, Serinales, Debaryomycetaceae.